AUGGGUGAUUGGACCUUGAGUUUUGCAUUUAUGGAAGUGACAUUCCGCGUCCUCAUCUGUGGUAGUCAGCAGAACGCCUACUUCCAGCAUCAACGAUGGCUCUCAUCGUUGACCACUGUCUACACUUUGAGUGCAAAUGCUCUCAACAUCCGUCCACUUCCAGGACCGAUGAAUGAUGGGCAGAGACUAAUGGGAUCGAGUGGUCAUAGCGGUCCAGCCCGUGUGUACGGGCAUCAUGAGUAA
Molecule: messenger RNA, 243 nt
Organism: Hydatigera taeniaeformis
Lineage: Eukaryota; Metazoa; Platyhelminthes; Cestoda; Cyclophyllidea; Taeniidae
Source: the annotation of a GenBank genome assembly